GGUCUCGCGGAGGGAAAGGAUGAUGGGAAAUACCGGCAGGAUCCAGGAAAGGAGGAAACCAAAGCAAUUGAUUGGCAGGCAGUCUAUUGUUUUCACUUACUUUUUGGGGGUAGGAUCCAUUGACUGGCUGAUCCGCCUCUAUCAAGUACCUGAGUGGUCUGACAGUAAACAAUUGCACCAUGAUUGUCUCGUUUCGUUGUUGUUUUCUCCAAGUGCUGUUUUUGGCAGCAGUGGUAUCAUGGCAUUGCUGUCUGGCUUCUUCGACGCUUCGAGGAGGAGCUGCAACUGUCGUUGACAAGGAAGAAAGCACUACUACUAGUACUAGUACCGGUAGCACUGUUAGUAGAGAGCUGCUGACUCAGUUUGAAAUCAUUCCCAAAGAAGACCCCAACUCUUUUCAAGCAUUUGCAGCUGUUCAUGGGGGAAAGGAAGAGCCUGUUCAUGCACAAGAAGACAUUAAUAAGGAAGAAGAAUCCAAAGAUGAAGAGUGGAAAGAAGAUGUGGGAGCCUUUGAACAGCCAAAGCCACCUGAGGAAACUGCAGAAGACAAACCCAAACCACCGGAAGAUAAUGAGACAGCAGAAACAGAAAAGGAGGUAGAAAAGGAACCGGAAAAGGAGGAACCUGCUACUGGUAGCACAGCACGUACAGGCUCAGACAUUCCCAUUGGUCCUUUCCAACUCAAGCUUCACUGGACUCCUCGCUCUUGUUGGAAUGAUGACUGCGAGACCGAACAACACUGGUGUAUGCAAUGUGAAGGAUUCUACUGCAACUGGGGAGACAUUGUGUGGGUAGAACCGUGUAGACCCGACAGACCACCACAACAGCUCUUCUAUUGGAUACCCAUUCCACUCAUCUACGUAGGAGGAGCCGACGCGGUGGUCGUGGAUACUAGUACCAUUGCGAGACAACAACCACCAGAAGAAGAAGACAUAGAAGAGGAAGAAGAAGGAACACCGCAUUAUUUCCCUGGACAAGCCCAUGGCAGUCGCACAUGGGGACAAUUGCAAAUGAGGACCAAGGAGUGGUGGCCCACGGGUUUUGGAGAUGGAUCCUUCUAUCAAGUCAAUGUCUUUUUGUGCCUCGAACGAUGGGCCACACGACGAUAUUUCUUGGCAUAUUGUAGCUUUGAACGACAUCAGCAAUGGUUCCAUGGGAUGGACCCCACACAACCCUUUGAACUUUAUGCACCACCUCUCUUGGAUACUACUAGUAACGCCAAUGACGAACCAGAACCACCCGUGCCACGUACCGACAAGUGCGUCAAGAUGCACCAUCAUCCACGCAAGUUUGAAGAAAUCAUUCAUACCACUUGUGAACAGGCACGAGAAGUUCGGACCAACAUGUGGGAAACCGUCAUGGGAGCAUCCGCACAAGAGGAGGUCGUCGAUACUACUACUACUACUACCGACACGUUAAUGACAACGUUGGAGAAUGGUACUGUGAUUGAAUCGGCUAUGGAGCAGCAACCAGAGGAAGAAGAAUCCGACAAUUUUGAGACGUUUGAUCCGCAAGAAUACUACCGGUUGGGUGAUGCACGUAGAGACCCCAGGUGUCGUCCUGAUGCUCAGUGUGGCGUGUGUGAGGGCCAUUGCAGGAAUAACGACGAAUGUGCGGGAUCAUUGGAGUGCUUUGAAAGAGACAGGAACAACCCUGACGAAACUCCACCGGGGUGUUUUGGACCUGGGGUUCCCCGUAUGGACUACUGCUAUGCACGCCCAGGCAAUUGAUUCCUUGAAAAGAAUUGGGGGAUUGCAAUCUGCAAUCUGACGUUGCAACUUCUUGUGUGGAUCUGUACCUCUCGCAUGAGGUUUCAUCCUUCCCAAUCAACUGCAAUUGCUGCAUUGAGAUACAGCUUCUUCUCGACACCCCUCGCCACGACGCGUGCGUUUGCACCCAUGCAGCCCAGCUGCUAGCUAUCCAGUUGUGGCCAGCUGGAAUCAUUCGAGAACAGAUUAUCAUCAAUAGCUCUAUUUGAUUGACUACAUCGAUAAUAGCUAACUUGUAUAUGACUAUUAUUGUCCGCGCACAGAAC
Molecule: messenger RNA, 2035 nt
Organism: Seminavis robusta
Lineage: Eukaryota; Bacillariophyta; Bacillariophyceae; Naviculales; Naviculaceae
Source: the annotation of a GenBank genome assembly